Babesia ovata is the source of this 333-nucleotide messenger RNA. RefSeq lists its product as uncharacterized. The record is from RefSeq and is a predicted model, not a curated record. NCBI's taxonomy places the organism in Eukaryota, Apicomplexa, Aconoidasida, Piroplasmida, Babesiidae. The transcript is spliced from 3 exons. The coding region runs from base 1 to 333 and encodes 110 amino acids.
AUGGCGCGGCACAGAUCGUCAGUGCGCCGGAAGUUGAGCGGAAAGUUCUUCAACUUCAGUCCCUUCCGCGAAAAUGCGGACACUAAAGUCGAGGUAGUGGUCAAGCCCAUCGACGACGAAGAGGCUAUAAAGCUUGGAGCCGACCUCAUCGCUGACGUUCUGUUGAUGUCGCUCAUGUUCACGUAUAUGUUUUACUCUCUCUAUCUAAGGCGCAAAAAGUUCAACGAUCUGUGCGACAGACAGAAGGAGCGCGAGCAGUUCAUACUGGCCCGUCUAGAGUACCUCGAGGCGGAGUUGCGCAAGCUUCAGCAGGCUGGCACAAUUGUACAAUAG